Zingiber officinale is the source of this 1670-nucleotide messenger RNA. Its product is annotated as elongation factor 1-alpha-like. The record is from RefSeq and is a predicted model, not a curated record. NCBI's taxonomy places the organism in Eukaryota, Viridiplantae, Streptophyta, Magnoliopsida, Zingiberales, Zingiberaceae. The coding region runs from base 157 to 1500 and encodes 447 amino acids. Gene Ontology annotation, molecular function: translation elongation factor activity; GTP binding; GTPase activity. Gene Ontology annotation, biological process: translation; translational elongation. The transcript has 4 exons.
UCUGACGGUUGAAAUAGAAAACCUAAGCGGGUGGCCAGUCCCCUCCGUCUAUAAAGCCGACGAGACGGCGACACCCGCAGACCCUCUCAUUUCCUUUGCUCGGCGCUCGCGUGUUGCGGCCAGUGUCUCUUCAUCUCGAGUUCUUCAUUUGAAAUUAUGGGCAAGGAAAAGGUUCACAUAAGCAUUGUGGUCAUUGGCCAUGUCGACUCUGGCAAAUCCACCACAACUGGCCAUCUUAUUUACAAGCUUGGGGGUAUUGACAAGCGUGUGAUUGAAAGGUUUGAGAAAGAAGCAGCUGAGAUGAAUAAAAGGUCUUUCAAAUAUGCUUGGGUUCUCGACAAGCUUAAGGCUGAGCGGGAGCGUGGUAUCACCAUUGAUAUUGCUCUUUGGAAAUUUGAGACCACAAAGUACUACUGCACUGUUAUUGAUGCACCUGGACACCGUGACUUCAUUAAGAACAUGAUCACUGGAACCUCUCAGGCUGACUGUGCUGUUCUCAUUAUUGAUUCUACCACUGGUGGUUUUGAGGCAGGUAUUUCAAAGGAUGGACAGACACGAGAACAUGCCCUUCUUGCUUUCACCCUGGGUGUGAAACAGAUGAUUUGCUGCUGCAACAAGAUGGAUGCUACUACCCCAAAAUACUCAAAGGCACGAUAUGAUGAAAUCGUCAAGGAGGUCUCCUCUUACCUCAAGAAAGUUGGUUACAACCCUGACAAGAUUCCUUUUGUUCCCAUUUCUGGUUUUGAAGGUGAUAACAUGAUUGAGAGGUCUACCAACCUGGACUGGUACAAGGGUCCGACCCUUCUUGAGGCCCUUGACUUGGUUAAUGAGCCAAAGAGACCCACCGACAAGCCCCUACGUUUGCCUCUCCAGGAUGUCUACAAGAUUGGAGGUAUUGGAACUGUCCCUGUUGGGCGAGUUGAGACUGGUGUGCUUAAGCCUGGUAUGGUUGUCACUUUUGGCCCUACUGGUCUGACCACUGAAGUCAAGUCAGUGGAGAUGCACCACGAGGCGUUGCAAGAGGCUCUUCCUGGUGACAAUGUUGGGUUCAAUGUUAAGAAUGUUGCAGUCAAGGAUCUCAAGCGUGGCUUUGUUGCUUCCAACUCCAAGGAUGAUCCUGCAAAGGAGGCAGCUAAUUUUACAUCUCAGGUUAUCAUCAUGAACCACCCUGGCCAGAUUGGCAACGGAUAUGCCCCAGUGCUCGACUGCCACACCUCCCACAUUGCCGUCAAGUUUGCUGAAAUUCUUACAAAAAUUGACCGACGGUCUGGCAAGGAGCUUGAGAAGGAGCCCAAGUUCCUUAAGAACGGUGAUGCUGGAUUCGUCAAGAUGAUUCCCACCAAACAAAUGGUGGUGGAGACCUUCUCUGAGUACCCACCACUUGGACGUUUCGCCGUGAGGGACAUGAGACAAACCGUUGCUGUUGGUGUCAUCAAGAGCGUCGAGAAGAAGGAUCCAACUGGGGCCAAGGUUACUAAGGCUGCUGCCAAGAAGAAGUGAGCCGUUCCAUUGUACCAAUUAUGUUCGUAGGUUUCUAUAUUUAUGUUAUUCCGAUUCUGCAUGGCAUUUUGAUGUUUUUGACUCCGUUUAUAUUUUUGCUACAAUAUCUGGGACAACAUUGCAACUUAUUUAUUUCGAGAACAUCUAUGGAUUUUAUAUUUUUGCAUUAA